This is a messenger RNA of Notothenia coriiceps (black rockcod), 1435 nucleotides long. RefSeq names its product Tu translation elongation factor, mitochondrial (gene tufm). NCBI's taxonomy places the organism in Eukaryota, Metazoa, Chordata, Actinopteri, Perciformes, Nototheniidae. Gene Ontology annotation, molecular function: translation elongation factor activity; GTP binding; GTPase activity. Bases 49 to 1389 code for a protein of 446 amino acids. The transcript has 10 exons. Gene Ontology annotation, biological process: mitochondrial translational elongation. Gene Ontology annotation, cellular component: mitochondrion. The record is from RefSeq and is a predicted model, not a curated record.
UACUCUCUUGUUUUAGUUGACCGUCUUUGAUUUGUCUAGCUAUCCAAGAUGGCGUCGUUGCUGGGAUUGCGCGCAUGUUUCUCCGCCCUACAGCUGACUUCGCCGAGCCUCCUACACAGCUCCUUUAGAUUGUCUGCUGUGCCCCUUUGUCGGAGGACCUUUGCUGUAGAGGUGAAGAAGACAUACACCAGGGACAAGCCCCAUGUAAACAUAGGAACAAUUGGCCAUGUGGAUCACGGAAAGACCACCCUGACUGCAGCCAUCACAAAAGUGCUCGCUGAAGCUGGUGGAGCUAGCUUUAAAAAGUACGAAGAAAUUGACAAUGCCCCUGAGGAGAAGGCCCGAGGAAUCACCAUCAACGCCUCUCAUGUAGAAUACACCACAGCCAACAGACAUUAUGCUCACACGGACUGUCCUGGUCAUGCUGACUACGUCAAGAACAUGAUUACAGGCACAGCCCAGAUGGACGGCUGCAUCCUGGUGGUGGCGGGCACCGACGGCCAGAUGCCUCAGACACGAGAGCACAUCCUGUUGGCGCGGCAGAUUGGCGUCGAGCACGUUGUUGUUUUCAUCAACAAAGCCGACGUUGUGGAUGACAAAGAGAUGCUGGAGCUGGUGGAGAUCGAGAUCCGUGAGCUGCUCACAGAGUUCGGAUACGAUGGCGACAACGCACCAGUUGUGAUCGGCUCGGCCCUCUGCGCCCUGGAGAACAGACAGCCUGAACUCGGUGUGAAUGCAGUGAUGAAUCUGCUGGAGAAGGUGGACGAAUACAUCCCACUGCCCAAAAGACAGCUGGAAAAACCUUUUCUCCUCCCCGUUGAAGGAGUGUGUUCAAUCCCAGGCAGAGGCACAGUGGUGACAGGCACUAUGGAGAGGGGGGUCAUUAAGAAGGGAGACGAGUGUGAGUUUGUGGGUCACAACCGCAGCUUCAAGUCGGUGGUUACAGGUAUCGAGAUGUUCCACAAGUCUCUGGAUCGGGCGGAGGCAGGAGAUAAUCUUGGCGCUUUGGUUAGAAGUUUGAAGAGAGAGGAGGUCAGGAGAGGGAUGGUGAUGUGCAAACCAGGAUCCAUCUUGCCUCACAGGAAAAUCCAGGCCCAGGUGUAUGUUCUGAGUAAGGAGGAGGGAGGCCGACACAAACCCUUCGUCUCCAACUUCAUGCCCCUCAUGUUCUCUCUGACCUGGGACAUGGCCUGCAGGGUCACUCUGCCCGAGGACAAGGAAAUGGUGAUGCCCGGGGAGGACACCUCCUUGACGCUCACGCUCCGUCAGCCGAUGGUCCUGGAGAAAGGCCAGAGGUUCACUCUGAGAGACGGAAACAAAACCAUCGGCACCGGCCUGGUCACAGAUAUCCUGACCGUUACAGAUCAGGACCUUUACAACUGGGGCUGAAAAAUAAGCUCUGCACAGAGGACAGGGCUGGGGGGAGGGGUCACUG